Molecule: messenger RNA, 573 nt
Organism: Penicillium angulare
Lineage: Eukaryota; Fungi; Ascomycota; Eurotiomycetes; Eurotiales; Aspergillaceae
Product: EF-hand domain-containing protein
Exons: 3
Coding region: 1-573 (190 amino acids)
Cellular component (GO): intracellular membrane-bounded organelle; membrane; cytosol
Molecular function (GO): calcium ion binding
Source: RefSeq, a predicted model, not a curated record
AUGGGCAAAUCGCAAUCGAAGCUGUCGCCCACUCAGCUCGAUGAGUUGCAACGAGCAACUCAUUUUGACAAAAAGGAGCUCCAGCAAUGGUACAAGGGCUUCCUUAAAGAUUGUCCCUCGGGUAACCUAACGAAAGAGGAGUUCCAAAAGAUCUAUCGACAAUUUUUCCCAUUCGGCGAUCCCUCUUCAUUCGCAAAUUAUGUCUUCCGUGUAUUCGACGCGGAUGACAGCGGAAUGAUCGAUUUCAAAGAAUUCAUAUGUGCCUUGUCGGUCACCUCGCGCGGAAAAAUGGAGGAUAAACUGGAUUGGGCAUUUCAACUAUAUGAUAUCGAUGGCGAUGGCAAGAUCACAUAUGACGAGAUGCUGGCGAUUGUGGAAGCGAUCUACAAGAUGGUUGGUUCUAUGGUGAAAUUACCGGAAGAUGAGGAUACGCCGGAGAAGCGCGUACGGAAGAUUUUCCGGAUGAUGGAUAAGGAUGAGAAUGGCAGUUUGGAUCUUGAGGAGUUUAAGGAGGGUAGUAAGCGGGAUGAGACUAUUGUUAGUGCUUUGUCUCUAUAUGAUGGAUUGGUUUAA